Messenger RNA from Oncorhynchus keta (chum salmon), 4874 nucleotides. Its product is annotated as tumor necrosis factor receptor superfamily member 21-like. Lineage: Eukaryota; Metazoa; Chordata; Actinopteri; Salmoniformes; Salmonidae. The coding region runs from base 557 to 2536 and encodes 659 amino acids. The transcript has 6 exons. Gene Ontology annotation, molecular function: protein binding. Gene Ontology annotation, biological process: humoral immune response; neuron apoptotic process; oligodendrocyte apoptotic process. The record is from RefSeq and is a predicted model, not a curated record.
GCGUUUGGGUAGAAGAGACGAAGCGAGAUGGUUUAGUCCUGUUUGUCCACAAUAUACAGACCGAUAAACAGACCACCUACCUUUCCGCCUUUGGGACAACCACUCCCAUCAAAGCGGAGACAAUACCAUUUAGUCAUUAUAUACAGUAUCUCUGGUUUGGGCGAGUUUCGUUGGUGACGUCUGUCGCCAGUACCCGCCCCGUUCAGUUAUCGCCUUGCUUUGCUGCAUAGACCGCGCAGGAACCUGGACCAAACGAGGCGGAAUUUCAGUUGCUUAUCCAUCAUCGAUAUGGGAAUUAUACCAUUCUUUCAGAACCAAGCUCUUAUCCCAUACUAUCUGAAGCCAGUCCACUUCGAGACACAGACUAUAAAAACUGCCGGUUGAAGGAACACCAGCAGUAGAUUGUUAUUAUUGCCUUAGCCAGUACAGCAUUUAUAGAAUAUGUUUCCUGCUGAUGCAGGGAUGAUAAACCACCUUGUGCGAUGAGAAGUAGCCUAACGUUUUCUCAGAACUGGAGAUGGGCAUUUUCUAAAUUGUCCUAAUUGAUUUUGGGAAAAUGCUCUGGACAAUUUUAGUGCUCUGUAUGUCUAUGGCGCUACUGUACAGUGUAGUUGGUGAGGCCUCCAGCCAGCCUCUGACACCCAGCCGAGGCACUGAGACAGAGGCCCUGUCUGCCCGCCACUACUACCACACAGACCCCAGCACAGGCAUUCAGCUGGUCUGUGACAAGUGCCCCGCGGGCACCUUUGUUUCCAGACACUGUACCCAGACCAGUGUGAGGGAUUGCAACCGCUGUGACGAGGGCACAUUCACUCACGGAGAGAACGGGAUUCAGCAUUGCCACCGCUGCAGGAGGCCGUGCCACGCCCCCCUCGUUGAAAAGGUCCCCUGCACGGCCACCUCGGACCGGAUCUGCACCUGCCCUCCGGACACCUUCACCCAGGGGGACAGCUGCACGGCUCACUCCCUGUGCCCUGUGGGCUCAGGGGUUAAGAAGAGGGGCAACGAUGUGGAGGAUGUGCGCUGUAAAGUGUGCGCACGGGGGAGUUUCUCUGAUAUGGCCUCCAGUGUGUUGAGGUGCAGGACACACACAGACUGCCUGACCCACGGUCUGCCCCUACUGGCAACGGGCACUAGAGAGACAGACAACAUCUGUGGACCUGCUUCUCCCACCUCCCCCACCCUCUUGGGACCUGCACAGUCUGCCUUCGUCCAGGAGCCCUCCUCUUCCUCCUCCUCAUCUGGCCCAGUACGUAAAGACAACUUCAGACUGACAGCAGGUGCUGAGGACUUAGAGCUCUUACUGAGUGCCACAGGGAUUCUACCCAGCCAUGGCCAGGAUUCCCCCCCAGCAGGCUCCUCCAAAGCCAGCCCCGAAGACAAUGGAGAGGUCCUGAACCUAGCCGCUACGCCUGAAGCCCAGGACUCCACACGGACUCUACCACAUCACAAGUACUCUGUUCCCAGUGAUAACCACCGCACCCACCCGGCGGCCAACAACCGGGCCAUGGAAGGCAUGGAGGAUGGAGCUGGUGUGGGAGUGGGCAGAUGGGUGCAGAGCUCAGGGUACAGGCCCACGCGGAGGGGCUCCCCCAGACCCAGCACUCAUACGCACUUUGACAUCAAUGAGCACCUGCCCUGGAUGAUCGUUCUGUUGCUGCUGCUGGUGCUGGUGGUGAUCGUGGUGUGCAGCGUGAAGAGGAGCUCCAGAGUUCUGAAGAAGGGUCCAGUCCAGGACCCCAGCAGCAUCAUUGAGAAGGCAAUCCAGAAGAAGACCUGCCCCCCGACACAGACCAAGGAGAAGUGGAUCUACUACUCCAACGGACAGGGUGUGGACAUCCUGAAGUUGGUGGCAGCUCAGAUUGGCAGCCACUGGAUUGACAUGUACCAAUCCCUGGCCAAUGCCACGGAGCGUGAAGUGGCAGCAUUCUCCAACGGCUACCAGUCGGACCACGAGCGUGCAUACGCUGCCCUGCAGCACUGGACCAUCCGCGAUGGGGACGCCAACUUGGCUAAGCUCAUCAACGCCCUGCACCGCCACCGCCGUAUAGACGUGGUGGAGAAGAUACGAGGCAUCAUGGAAGACAAUCCUCAGUUUAAUCUGAACCAGCUGAUGACUGUGAAUGUAACCCCGAGCCACAGUCCUGUCCACAAGUCGUUGGAGUCUCCUGGGGUGGUGGUGGAGCAGUCUCCUGUGGACCGGACCAAGGGCUUCUUCCCCGACGAAUCAGAGCCUCUGCUCCGCUGUGACUCCACCUCCAGCAAAGACUCCGCCCUCAGCAGGAACGGCUCAUUCAUCACCAAAGAGAAGAAAGACACCGUGCUGCGUCAGGUCCGGCUGGACCCGUGUGACCUGCAGCCCAUCUUCGACGACAUGCUGCACAUCCUAAACCUUGACGAGCUGCAUGUCAUCGAGGCGAUCCCCAUGGCAGAGGACAAACUGGACCGCCUCUUCGAGAUUGCCGGGGUCAAGAGCCAGGAGGCCAGCCAGACCCUGCUGGACUCGGUCUACAGCCACCUGCCUGACCUCCUAUAGGCACACUGCUGUGAUGCUACAGACCUAUACUGUGGUCAGGGGACGCCCCACUUCCUUCUGCUGCAAACCCCUCCUUUUCAGUGUGGCUACUUGGGUGUGCCCCCCAAAAAAAAAAUACUCUGAGGUAAGCUAGUGAGAUGCUGCUUGAUUCUGGAUAGUCGUCUACACGCCUUCAUGACUGCCAAUCGGCUAUCCUCCAUUCCUAGCAGCCUGACUUAAUCCCCUACUAAUACCAGGGUCAGGGAGCCUCCCUUUUUUCACCUUUAUUUAACCAGGUAGACUAGUUGAGAACAAGUUCUCAUUUACAACUGCGACCUGGCAGUUGUAAAUUUUCUCUCUUCUCUCUCUAUGAUCCUGCACACUCUCACCCCCAGGCCAGACCAUACAGCCACAUGCCUGACCUCUUGAAGUCUCCUUCCAUCACUCCCCCCAUGUUGAGGGGAGGGGUCCAGGCUCCCCCCCCACACACAGCCCCCCAUGGUGAGCCUGCCUGCCUGGAGGAAGGGCAGGACAGAGUGGCCAGCCUGGAGUUCUGGGCAGACAUAGCACCACCAUCACCACUAUGCUUAUUAAACCAUAACUAUUGCCCUUGUGUCAAUGUAACAUUAAACAAGUGUUCUCUUUACAUUUUUCAGAUUAUAAACCCAUAUUCAUGCAAGCAAACUUCAACAACACACUCUCAUGCACAAUGUCUAUAAAUGUCAAACAUCCCACAUGAAGAAAUACUAUAGUCUGCACUAUGGUUGGACUACUACAGUAUUUACUGUAGUAUCUACUAUAGUAUACUUUAGUAUUUACAGUUUACUAUAGUAUAAAUACUGUAGUAAAAACAAGCAUUAGUGUAUACUAUAUUAAUUACGGUAAUGUUUUUGCAGACUGUAGUAUACUGUAGUAUUUACUGUAGUGUUUUUGUUUUAUUAUCUUUGACAUAGAAGUGGGGGGCAUUCUCCUUGAAGAAACCUACUGGAGAAAUACUCAGAGUACAUUUUCCAUAACCUGUAGGUAGUGCUGGGUUCUGACACGGAGAGUUCAGAGCUUCUACUCUUUUCUAUAAACAUAGGGAACACAAUAUAUGGUCUAAACUUGGCAUGUAGGUUUCAAACUUACGGGUGGCCCAAAUUGGGACUUGGGGGAGGGGAAUGGGCAUGGUACAGUAUGUACACAUUAUAUACUGUAGUAUUUACUAUAGUUUAAAAAAAAUGUUUUUGUGGACUGUAGUAUUUUUGCAGAACUUUUUUGUACUAUUUACUAGUGUUUUUUUGUGGAUAAUACUGUAGUAUUUACUAUAGUAUUCUACAGUACUACAAAAUUCUAUACUAAGUCCUAAACAUGAUCGAGGGAUACUACAGUGUAUACAAUUGUAUAGUAUACUACAGUUUACUACAUACUUCUAUAUACUGUAGUAUUCUAGAAUAAACUGUAGUAUUUUUUUAUGGGGGACACUACGACACACACUCAUGAUGCACAAUGUCUUACACUAAUAGUAUGUAAUAUGAUUGAUGCACUAAUUCUUGUUCUUUGAGUAACAUAACCAUUUCAUCUGUAUGCAUUCUGCCAUAUGUGCUUCAAUGUCUCUUUGAAAUGGUAUUUACUUACAUGUAACACAUAUUUUUUUUUCAACAUUUAGUUUGAGUAUUAUCAUUUGUAGUUUUUUAGCUUUUUGAUUUCUUAGCAAAUAUUAUUUGUCUUGAUUUCAAUGGCAUUCUGAUAUGUCCCAGCUUGGUGUAAUGAGACCAUCUUACUGGAUGUAAGAUAUGCAUAGUUGCUCCAUAUUCUACUUGAAUCUGACAGUCAUCUUCUGGAUUGUGGUACUUGAUUAAAAAAUAACAAUGUACAACUAUAGUUCCUUUUAAAUUCAACAUCUUUAAAAAAAAAUAAUUAAAAAGCACCACCAAAAACAUGUUGCUGUGAAGUGCCAGUAUUCAACUCGCAGAUGUUAGGAAAGGAACACAGACUGACUUUUUGCCAAGCCAAUCGUAUCAAGCUAUUCUGGUGCUAGACUUGAAAUUCUCUAGUUGGGCAUAAUACCAGGAUGAUAUGGGCGGCUUUCAGGACAAUCGCUACUAAAGUAUUCUGGACUUUGCAGGGGGUAAAAUAGAUGCAGCUGCUCUGGACUUUGUUGGGCAGAAUUGAAGUGUUGUUCGAGCUGUCCACAUCGCUGUUGGGUCUAAUGUAGGUGUGUGAAGGUAAGCAUGUAGAACGAGUCUGAAACAAUGAAGUUGAGGUAUACUGUACAUGUACUCUGGUGGCUGUUUUUAAACAUAACAUGUGUAACCAGUACAUUUACUAUUAUGUAAAAUCUUAAAUCAACCAAUUAAAGUUAAAACGUUUGUCAUAA